AUGGCCUCCCAAAACUCUUCACAAGUCGUCAACACUGCCGCGCCUAACGAGCGCGUGCUUCUCGCAAACGAGCGCGUUACCGGACCUGCCGCAGCCGAGCUUAUACUUCGCUCUGGAAUCCAAACAUACGAAGCCGGCGACUACUGGUCUAUCCAUUUGCUCGACAAUGCAACAGGCGGCGGCAUUCUACUGGAAAAGGUAUUCGACCUUGCCGCGGAGAAACCGUUCGCUUCGCCACUGAAGGUCAUAGCAGCAGGCGACAUCAAUGAGGAGAUGCUCGAUUUCGUACGACGCAAGCGAGACACCGCUGUACAAUCGUUGGGACCUACUGCUCAGUACUGGAAAGUGGUAGACGUACGCAAGGUUGAUCAGACAUUCCUGCAGUCCGAAUUCCCGCAAGUCUACUUCACGCACAUUUUCAACAACUUUGGCAUCUUCUUCAGUCCAGAUAGUGACGCUGCUCUCGACUCUACAUAUCAGACGUUGACACAAGGCGGAGUAGCCGGGUUCACAACCUGGAAAUCCAUCGCUUGGUGGCACUCUAUUGCUGAGCCGGCAUUGGCGAAUUACAUCCCCGAGGCUCCGACACUGCAAACACCCGACAAACUGUUCCCGUCAAGAGGGUGGUCAGAUCCGGAGGCAGUCAAGGCCAUGCUCGAAAAGGCUGGCUUCUGUGAGGUGGACGUGACUGAGUUCGGCUUCACGCCGGAGAUCGAGCCUGAAGAUUUCACCGAAGCCAUGGCGGUCUUGGUCCAGGUUGUGGCGAAGAAGGGGUGGUCGGAGCAAGUAUUCGAGAGGUAUGCGGAUCAGAUCGGGCCGGCAUUGCUGAAGUAUAUGCAGGCUAGCUUUCCGAAUGGAAGGUGGGACGGGAAGAUGACCGCGAUCCUCGCAAUCGGCAGGAAAGUAUAG
Messenger RNA from Baudoinia panamericana UAMH 10762, 909 nucleotides. RefSeq lists its product as uncharacterized. The transcript has a single exon. The record is from RefSeq and is a predicted model, not a curated record. NCBI's taxonomy places the organism in Eukaryota, Fungi, Ascomycota, Dothideomycetes, Mycosphaerellales, Teratosphaeriaceae. Bases 1 to 909 code for a protein of 302 amino acids.